CAUUGAAGUGGAGCGUGAGAAAGGUAACGGUGGUGGACAAGUAGCGUUGGAAGUCCCAAAUAAGACAAAAAGAGGGCGUGAUCUUGCUCAGAUCCAGACCGUCCGUUCGCUGCAACCGAUCGGAGGGUGAUCCGGUGGUCAUCAUCUCUGUAUCCUGGAGGAGAACAAGAGAUGGAUGGAACGAUAACAUUUUGUGGGCGAAACAAUCAAACAGAUUGAUGGCAGCCGCAUUUGCUCUCGCACGGAGAUUUGACAAGUAGAGGGACAAGAGGCAGCGGCGCCCGAGGCGAUGCACCGGCAACCCACCACUUUCGACGCCUAGCCGGAACCCUAGAUGCACCACCACCGCCUGAGGAGCUGGCCCGACCUCUGGUUCGCUGCCGAUAACCGCCUCAAGCAUGUGCUCCUCAAGAUGGGUCUGGGUGACCAGACCCUAACCCUGAAGGAUCUCCCGCCGCGGCCUGUCGGAGGAGGCGUCGCGGAUCCCACCGCGACGCUCUCCGACGAGAUCCUCCUCCGCAUCCUCGCCGCCGUUCCCGAGUCCCUCCGCCUCCCUGCCUCCCUCGUCUGCAAGCGAUGGCUCCGCGUCGUAGGCCGCCUCCGGCGCUCCCUCACACUCCUCGACUGGUCCCUCAUCGGCCGCCGUCGCCUCCCCCUCCGCUUCCCCGACCUCACUGAUUUGGACCUCGUCCCUGCCUCCUUCGCGUCCCCUUCCGCCGCCGCCGCCGCCGCCCUCUGCAAGGGCUGCGUGCUUCUCACUGUGGGCCCAGUCUCCGUCGCCGUCGACAUUGGCGUCGACCUUCCCGUCGGUGAGUGCCGCUUCCUCGAGCCGGCUGCAAUCGAUCGCGGCCUCAUGACCGUCGCCCGUGACUGCCCUGGCCUUCGGAAGCUUUCCCUCGUCGCCGUAGCCUCGGAGGCUGGCCUCAUGUCCGUCGCUGGAGGAUGUAACACUCUGCAGGAGCUGGAGCUCCACCGCUGCUCUGAUCUCUCCCUCCGCCCCAUAUCGGCCUUCAACAACCUCCAGAUCCUGCGGCUGGUGGGUUCAGUCGAGGGGUUCUACCGUGGGCCUGGCGUCACCGACAUCGGACUCACGAUACUGGCCCAUGGGUGCAAGCGGCUGGUGAAGCUGGAGCUAGGCGGAUGUGAAGGCAGCUACGAUGGCAUCUCCGCCAUAGGGCGAUGUUGCAUGAUGCUUGAGGAAUUGACGAUCUCCGACCAUCGGAUGGAUGCUGGGUGGAUGGCGGCGUUGUCCUUCUGUGUAAACCUGAAGAAGCUGAGGCUGCAAAGUUGCAGAAGGAUAGACAUUGAUCCAGGGCCAUUGGAGCACCUCGGAACGUGCCCAACCAUUGAAACUCUACAGAUGCAGCGGUGCCAGCUGCGGGAUAAAAGAAGCUUGCAGGCACUGUUUAUGGUGUGCGAAGCUGUUAGGAAUCUUAGGUUCGAAAAUUGCUGGGGCCUGGACAAUGACAUGUUUGGACUUGCGAGCAUUUGCAGGGCUAGAAAUGGUUAGAUAACAUAAGCCAAAUACAAGUGGAGCCGAGUACGGUUUGUAUAUCUGUGAUGUACCUGCAAAGCCCUCCAAUCAGGGAUAUUGAUAUAUGCUGAAUUCUAUCCUCUUUCAAACUUUAGAACGUCUCAAUGUAUGAAGCAAUGUAUACAAAAUUGCUAUGGAGACAGUGAACUUGAGUAUCCUAUCUUGUUGGAGAAGUAUGCUGCCUUUUUCUUCCCCCAUAUAAUUUCAAGCCUUUGUGUGUAACAAAUGUUUUUGAUGGCCCACAUGAUGCCUUAACUAUCCUUGUAAGCAUUCUGUUGCUUGAAAUGUAUAUAGGAUGUUGCAAAAAUAUGUUGAAGAUUUUAUAACUGUAUCCUUCCAUCACAAAUAGCUUUUGGAAUGUUGAUUGCUUUAUAUUUGUAUGCAUAGCAUAUAGCCAUAUAUAAUUAUUUAUUUUAGUACCCUUUCACUCUUUUCUCAGGAAUGCAUAUUCCUUAAGCCAUUAUAUACUUUUAUAUAUGCAAAUAUUUUGUCGGUUUUCUAUACAUUUCUCUAGCCUGCUUAAGUAAUGAUAUUGUUUAUCAAUUGUCAAUAUCAAUUUAGCAAAUGUACAUAUCUGUAGAUAUUGUGCUCAACUAUCUGCAAGUAUGUUGAUAACCGUAUAUUUGAAACCUGAAAAUCUGGC
Musa acuminata AAA Group (dessert banana) is the source of this 2177-nucleotide messenger RNA. RefSeq names its product F-box protein At5g51380-like. Gene Ontology annotation, molecular function: protein binding. The record is from RefSeq and is a predicted model, not a curated record. Gene Ontology annotation, biological process: SCF-dependent proteasomal ubiquitin-dependent protein catabolic process. NCBI's taxonomy places the organism in Eukaryota, Viridiplantae, Streptophyta, Magnoliopsida, Zingiberales, Musaceae. The transcript has 2 exons. Gene Ontology annotation, cellular component: SCF ubiquitin ligase complex. Bases 335 to 1510 code for a protein of 391 amino acids.